GGGGGCGCGCGCGCACCUGGCGGCCGCCGGCGGAAGCCGCCGCCGCCUCCGCCUCGCGCCGCGGGCGGGCUCGCUCCUCGCGCGCGGCCGCAGCCUCCCUGUCGGGCAGCGCGGGGCGCCGCCGCACGAGGUAUUAAAAUUUCAAGCAAACUGAUCUACUUGAAAAGCGUCAUUCACAGAAAGUUUUGUGCUGUGAUUUUUUUUUUAAACUAGAAUGGCUUUGAAAAUAAUACCUAAACUAUUCAAGAAAAUAUUUUUUCACUGGAAACUUUGGAAAUUUAGCGUUAUUGUGUUUGUCUUUCUGGUAUUUUUACUUUUAUUACAAAGAGAAGUAGGUGUUCAAGAUUUUAAAGAUGAAGCAGGGAUUGAACCAGCUGUUAGAAAAAAAAGUCAUGUACUGGGACUUGUGUUAAAUGCUAUGAACAAUAUCAAAGGUGCAAAGCCAAAAAUGCAGAUAAAAGCACCCAUUAAGCAAACUAAGAUUCCUGGAGAGAAGCACUGUUUGCCAGGACACUAUACUGCAGUGGAACUGAAACCCUUUCUUGAUCGACCUCUGCAAGAUCCUAAUGCUCCUGGAGCUUCUGGUAAAGCAUUUAAAACCAUCAACUUAAAUUCAGAAGAACAGAAGGAAAAGCAGCGUGGUGAAGAAAAACACUGUUUUAAUGCAUUUGCAAGUGAAAGGAUUUCUUUACACCGAGAUCUUGGACCAGACACUCGACCUCCUGAAUGUAUUGAACAAAAAUUUAAGCGUUGCCCACCGUUGCCAACAACAAGUAUCAUAAUAGUUUUUCAUAAUGAAGCAUGGUCCACUCUGCUCAGAACGGUUCACAGCGUGAUGUAUACAUCUCCUGCCAUACUGCUAAAGGAGAUUAUUUUGGUGGAUGAUGCCAGUGUAGACGAAUAUUUGCAUGAUAAACUAGAUGAAUAUGUGAAACAAUUUCAAAUAGUUAAAGUAGUCCGUCAAAAGGAAAGAAAAGGUCUAAUCACUGCACGGUUGUUGGGAGCUUCAGUAGCAACAGGAGAGACCCUUACCUUUCUGGAUGCUCAUUGUGAAUGCUUUUAUGGCUGGUUAGAGCCAUUAUUGGCAAGAAUAGCUGAGAACCCUGUCGCUGUUGUAAGCCCUGAUAUUGCUUCUAUAGAUCUUAAUACUUUUGAAUUCAGUAAACCAUCUCCUUAUGGGCAUAACCACAACAGAGGAAAUUUUGAUUGGAGUUUGUCAUUUGGAUGGGAAUCUCUUCCAAAACAUGAAAAUAAAAGAAGAAAAGAUGAAACUUAUCCAAUUCGAACGCCUACUUUUGCUGGAGGUCUCUUUUCAAUAUCAAAAGACUACUUCGAACACAUUGGAAGCUAUGAUGAAGAAAUGGAAAUAUGGGGAGGUGAAAAUAUAGAAAUGUCUUUCAGAGUAUGGCAAUGUGGUGGACAGUUGGAGAUCAUGCCUUGCUCUGUUGUUGGCCAUGUCUUUCGCAGCAAGAGUCCCCAUACUUUCCCAAAAGGUACUCAAGUAAUCACACGUAAUCAAGUCCGCCUUGCAGAAGUCUGGAUGGAUGAAUAUAAAGAAAUAUUUUACCGAAGAAACACAGAGGCAGCAAGAAUUGUGAAACAAAAAACAUUUGGAGACAUCUCAAAAAGACUUGAUUUAAGGCAGCAUCUGCAAUGUAAAAAUUUUACUUGGUAUCUCAAUAAUGUUUAUCCCGAAGCAUAUGUGCCAGACCUGAAUCCUUUGUUUUCUGGAUAUUUAAAAAACAUAGGUAACCACAUGUGUCUGGAUGUUGGUGAAAAUAACCAUGGUGGCAAACCAUUGAUUAUGUAUUCUUGUCAUGGGCUUGGAGGAAAUCAGCAGGACUCGCACAGUCAAGGAAGAAGUUGGUGGGAAUCCAGCCAAUGUGACCAAGUGGCCAGGCCAGAGCCACCUUCCCUAUCGUGCUUGCAGCCUCAUAAUUACUUUGAAUAUUCUGCACACCAUGAAAUUCGACAUAACAUUCAGAAGGAGCUUUGUCUGCAUGCAUCUAAAGGACCUGUGCAGCUUCAUGAGUGUAACUACAAAGGCAAGAAAACUUUUGCUGUUGGAGAAGAGCAAUGGCUGCAUCAAAAGGAUCAAACUUUGUACAACGCAGCACUACAUCUGUGCCUUACAGGAAAUGGAAAGCAUCCGAGCUUGGCAUCCUGUAAUCCAUCAGACCCCUUCCAAAAGUGGAUCUUUGGCCAGAACAAUUAAUAUUUGAUAUUUAUAAGCCAGGAGCAUUUUAUUAAAACAAAAGAUCCUUACUAAACUGUGAUCAUAUAUGUAUACUGCAUUUUUAAGUGAUGCAUACUUUAAAUACAAAAUGUUUCUUUUUCCUCUUACAUAAGUUGGACAUAAAAUAUGUCAUCAGAGUUUCCCUACAAGUCUUAUACCAAAGAUGACUGAGGUUCCAAUUAAGAAAAAUGUUUACAAUGUUUCUAUGAUAAGACUUUAUAUAUUGACCACUGAUUCAAGGACCUAAUUGUCCUCUUUCACCUUGGGGACCAUAUCUAUAUUGUUUUUCCACAUACUGUAAGUACUUCUGAGGAAGACUGAUUUUUCUCUUUAGAGUUAAGAGAAAUUAUUGUACACUGUCUAAAAACCAAACCUUUAUUUGUAUAUCUUUAUGCUCAAUUGGUUGACUUAAGUUUGUAUUUUUUAAUCAUUUACUUUACUCAGUGAACUUUUCUCAGUAUUUUUUUUAAGUUCCUUCACUUGAAAAAUUAAAUAUUUUGUCUUCAGGUUAAAGCCAAUUAGGCAACCACACUGCGCGCAGCUUUUAGCAAGUAAUUCUUUGGUAAAAGAAAAAAAUAAUUCUCACUGAAAUAUAUGUGUGACUAUUUUAAUGGAAAACCUGAUUAUUCUGGUGAUUAAUAUCAUUUUAUUUAGCCAAAACGUUUUGUAUAAGUUUUUCUAUUUCAUGAACAUAAAAAUUUUUGACAGAUUUAUAUUGUAACAGAGGUCUGAGCUUCUUAACAUUAACAUAUUUUUCAGCAUUUUGUUCCUAAUUGCUUUAAAAUUAGAUAUUAUCUAAUAAACCCACCUUUUUUUCUA
Cuculus canorus (common cuckoo) is the source of this 3055-nucleotide messenger RNA. RefSeq names its product polypeptide N-acetylgalactosaminyltransferase 3 (gene GALNT3). Lineage: Eukaryota; Metazoa; Chordata; Aves; Cuculiformes; Cuculidae. Gene Ontology annotation, cellular component: Golgi apparatus. The transcript has 12 exons. The record is from RefSeq and is a predicted model, not a curated record. Bases 215 to 2215 code for a protein of 666 amino acids.